AUGGCCACGGAACCCGCGCAACAGGAAGAGCAUGCCGCAAACACAGCAAAUGCCACGGCGGCGCAUCGCGAAGCAUACGACUACUGGGGCUACCUUUUUCAAGAAGACAAAUGUGGGACGCGCAAACUCGAUGGUCUGCUCAGAGGCAUUGCAGAGGUUAUUAGCAACAAGUUUGAACCCAGCGACUCGCCUGAUCUGACGCCGUCGCAAAUCGCAGCUUGGUACCGCAGUGUUGGCGGCGACUAUGAUGUCCUGUUUACCGACACGCCGCCGUCUUCGAUAGCAUUCAUCUACCGCUCGCUGGGCGCAUACCACAGUUUGCAGCCCGCAGCAGACGACGAUGGAUACUCGAGCCCAACGAUACCGGCCUUGAAGAAGCAAGGGUUUGUAACGUGGCAGACUAUUCAGCUGUUGCUGGGACCAGAAGAGCACGUACCGUUUCUCCAAAGAGCCGUGGAAUUGGACGACAUACCGGACCCCGAGACGGGCAAUCCUUUCCCCAAGAUCCUUCCAAAAGAGUGCUUUCCAGACAAGCCCGACGAUGCCAUGGAGGCGUGGUAUCACAAUGUCGCAGCCAGGCUCAAGAAGGAGGCGGAAGAGGAGGCCAACGAAGGGAGUACCGACGAAGCGAGACUGCGUUCUUCUACCGAGUACGAGCCUUCUUCGGCGGACGAGAAGCAUGGGGCGUUCCGGUACUUUGAAGAUCCGCUCUACCGCAACGAGAGACCAAGGCCUACUUUUAUGCGUCAUGUCAUGAAGCAGUCUGCCCGGCCUGUUGACGAUCGCGACCGGGCCGUCACGUCACGGGUCAGGCACAUGCUGAACCCGCUGAAUCCAUUUGCUAGUAGAAAGAAGACGAUGCCAGGCCGAUCUCACGAUGCGCCUGCAGCACAGCCGGGCUAUUUUCCCGCUUACCACGAGGCGCGUCGAUACUCCAACCAACACGAGACGGUUCGGGUUGAAGGACGAAGUUCUACAGCAACAUCACCACAGCCGGUGUACCGGCCGACUACGUCGCCGCUGUUUGCGACGCAGGUUGCUCAUGCACAGCAGGAAGCACGAAAGUACUAUGAGCGCAGACCUGCCAUGCCUCCACGCACGAGCUACCGACCUGUGCCUGCGCCACACAGCGGGGUGCGGUGGGGAUCGCCGACGUUGCACCCUGUGCCGCCCUCUCGCGAAGGUGAGAGUGCAUAUGUGCGCGAGCGAGAACAUCAAUAUCGUGAGCGAGAGGGGCACGAUGGAGGCAGCAGCAGCGGGCGAUCACACCGACGGCACUCUACAGACGUCGAGUAUCCUCGAGAGCGCGAUCGUGACAGUGACAGGAGACGAAGCCACGACCGGGCCAAAGACGAGUGGGAUGACCGCGACUAUGUACGAUCAUCAAGAAAUGGGAGUCGGGAUAGGGAUAGGGACAGGGACAGGGACAGGGAACGAGACCGGGAGCGGGACAGAGGGCGGGAUCCACGGAUGCAUAGUGUCAGAGGCCAGAUUGUGCGGCUGCUCAAGGAGUUUUGA
This is a messenger RNA of Bipolaris maydis ATCC 48331, 1518 nucleotides long. The record is from RefSeq and is a predicted model, not a curated record. NCBI's taxonomy places the organism in Eukaryota, Fungi, Ascomycota, Dothideomycetes, Pleosporales, Pleosporaceae.